This is a messenger RNA of Culex pipiens pallens (northern house mosquito), 456 nucleotides long. RefSeq names its product U6 snRNA-associated Sm-like protein LSm3 (gene LSm3). NCBI's taxonomy places the organism in Eukaryota, Metazoa, Arthropoda, Insecta, Diptera, Culicidae. Gene Ontology annotation, biological process: mRNA splicing, via spliceosome; P-body assembly. The transcript is spliced from 2 exons. The record is from RefSeq and is a predicted model, not a curated record. Gene Ontology annotation, cellular component: U4/U6 x U5 tri-snRNP complex; P-body; U6 snRNP. The coding region runs from base 122 to 427 and encodes 101 amino acids. Gene Ontology annotation, molecular function: RNA binding.
AUAAAAUCAAACGAAUCAAACCAAAUCGUUUACGGAUAAACAAACGCGCGAUUUUGCGAUUCGAUUAGUUCAAAUUUCAAUAAGCUAAAAGGAACCGGGUUUUUUCCCCUACAGAAUAACCAUGGCUGAAGAGGAACAGAUGCCCAUCAUCCCGGUCAAGGAACCGCUCGAUCUGAUCCGGCUGAGCCUGGACGAGAAAAUCUACGUCAAGAUGCGCAACGAGCGAGAACUGCGCGGUCGGCUGCACGCCUUCGACCAGCAUCUGAACAUGGUGCUGGGCGACGCGGAGGAAACCGUAACGACGGUCGAGAUCGACGAGGAAACGUACGAGGAGGUGUACAAGACGUCGAAGCGAACCAUUCCGAUGCUGUUUGUGCGGGGAGACGGGGUCAUUCUGGUUUCGCCGCCGAUGCGGGUUGGAAGUUAGAGUGUGGUCAAUAAAAGAUGGUUUGAAUA